Struthio camelus australis is the source of this 7587-nucleotide messenger RNA. NCBI's taxonomy places the organism in Eukaryota, Metazoa, Chordata, Aves, Struthioniformes, Struthionidae. The record is from RefSeq and is a predicted model, not a curated record.
AAUACUCUUUGUAGAGUAUUCCCUCUUGUGAAGUUUCAGAGCAGGAGUGAGAUAAUAUUUUAUUGAAGGAGGCAUUUUAAGUCCCCUUGCAGCAAAGAUGGCCUGCUGCACUUAAAUUGAAGUACAGCCAUGUACUUCAAUUUGUACUUUAAGUAUUUUGCUGUUGCAUAUUCAGGGAUGUUUUUUUUUCCUGUUCUAGGUAUGUAACACAAUUGAUGAGGUUUAUAAACCCCAGCUUCUGAAAACGACAGUUCUGCGUUUAAGGAAGUUACCCUAGCGGGGGCAUACAUCCCCCAAGGUGCCUAUCAAAGAGGAGGAGAAUCCUGCCACAUGCAUGUCAUUAUUUUCUCUGAUCAACCUCUCUAUGCCCACUGGGAAUGGAGACCUCUGCAUCUGAGAUAGAAGAAGCCUUCCAACACGACAAACAUGCAAAGUAGAGCUCCUGGACGAGGGAGUAGACCUUGACAGAGUCAUUUCUACCCCAAUGGACCAAACCAGCCUCGCUAGAAACCUUUUCUGACCAUAUUCAGCCGCUACUGUUUUCCUUCCAACUAUCUCAUCAACCCGAAAUAUUUUCGAGCUUCAGUCACUACAUUUCUUCCAAAACUGAAAAAGGCCAAACACUCACUAAACCCAAAUAUCUGUUCUUUGUUCCAGAAGACACUUGCAGAAGUAGCAAAGUGAUGUGAAGUUAGCUUCCAAGAUGACUCUUCUACCGGGAGAAAAUUCUGAUUAUGACUAUAGUGCCCUGAGCUGCGCCUCAGAUACUUCCUUCAACCACACAUUCUUUCCAGAAACAGAAAGCCUUAAGGGAGUCUUUUACCAAAGAGCCAGACUAAUUCACCCUGAAGAGGAUCUCCUGAAAGGCAUUCACUCAGAUGAUCGGAAGCAUCAUAUUAUUAUAAACGUAGGGGGCAUUAAAUAUUUGCUCCCAUGGACCACACUUGAUGAAUUCCCAUUGACACGUUUGGGCCAACUGAAAUUCUGUAACAAUUUUGAUGACAUUCUAAACAUCUGUGAUGAUUAUGAUGUGACAUGUAAUGAAUUCUUUUUUGACCGCAACCCAGGAGCAUUUAGGACAAUCCUGACUUUUUUGCGGGUUGGAAAACUUCGGCUCUUGCGUGAGAUGUGUGCACUGUCCUUCCAGGAGGAGCUGCUCUACUGGGGAAUUGAGGAAGACAACUUGGACUGGUGUUGUAAAAGGAGAUACCUUCAAAAAAUGGAGGAGUUAACAGAAAUAAAUGAAAGAGAGGAUGAUCUCCUAGAAAAUGAAACUCCAGGUGAAACAGUGGAGGAGACAAAAUUUGGCCUGUGCAUGAAAAAGUUGCAAGACAUGGUGGAAAGGCCCCAGUCUGGCCUCCCCGGGAAGGUGUUUGCUUGUUUGUCUGUUUUAUUUGUAACUAUUACAGCAGUGAACUUGUCCAUCAGCACCAUGCCUGACCUGAGGGAGGAGGAGGAAAGGGGUGAGUGUUCCCAGAUGUGCUACAAUAUUUUCAUUGUGGAGUCCGUCUGCGUGGCGUGGUUUUCACUGGAGUUCCUGCUAAGGUUCAUCCAGGCAAAGAGCAAGUUUGCAUUUUUGAGGAGACCGUUAACCCUGAUAGACAUAAUAGCCAUUCUGCCAUAUUACAUCACUUUGCUAGUAGAUACCACUUCAGUGGGCUAUAAAAAGCCAAGCUCUGGGAGCAUCUACCUGGACAAAGUAGGUCUGGUCCUGCGGAUUCUCCGUGCCUUGAGGAUUCUUUACGUCAUGCGGCUGGCCCGGCACUCCCUGGGCCUGCAGACGCUGGGGCUGACGGCUCGCAGGUGCACCCGCGAGUUCGGCCUCCUGCUGCUCUUCCUCUGCGUGGCCAUUGCACUGUUUGCACCGCUCCUGUACGUCAUUGAGAACGAGAUGGCGGACUCGCAGGAGUUUACCAGCAUCCCUGCGUGCUACUGGUGGGCCGUCAUCACCAUGACCACAGUAGGCUAUGGCGACAUGGUUCCCAGGAGCAUUCCCGGCCAGGUGGUGGCACUAAGCAGCAUACUGAGCGGCAUCCUCCUCAUGGCAUUCCCAGUUACUUCCAUUUUUCACACGUUUUCACGCUCCUACAUUGAGCUAAAGCAAGAACAGGAAAGAAUAAUGUACAGGAGAGCACAAUUCUUAUUAAAAACAAAGUCGCAGAUAAGCAAUGCAUCACAAGGGAGUGAUAUUUUAUUCCCCAGUAUCUCUUCUGAGACUAGGGACAACGAAUGAAAUUGAAGUUACUGUUUCUCCUGAUGUCAAAUAACGUUUUGUUGUAUCAGAUUCCAUCUUUUAAUUUGCUUUGGAAAUGUUUUACAAAGGCAACCCUCAUAUUAAAAUGAAGAAAAGGGGCUAUUAAUCAGGAACUGAUGUGGUUUAAGUCUACUAUUAUGCUGUUUCUUUCUUUCCUCACACCCCCAGCCCCCUCAAGCAAAAUGUAUUGUUAGGACAGCUCUUUCUAUGAGAUCACAGAGAGGGAUUUUGAGACUUAAAAGUGCUCUGGCAAAAAUAAGAACAACAUAUGAUUAUGUACUUGACAGGCUGUGUUGUCAUUGGUAAUACUUUUUGAUUUGGCUAAAAAAGGUGUAUAUAAUCAUUACACAGGCUUUCCCUUUUUUUUGUUGUUAUAUAUAAAUAAUGUAAAUAGAACAAAAUCAAUGGCUAAAUUAUCUCCAAGCAUAACGCCACUGAGCAUAAUGGAAGUAACCCCAUAUAUUUGUCCCAUUGUGCUCUUAAAAACCAUUACGCAAGAUUUAUGUCCUUCACAAUGGCAAAUGUAUCUUUCCUUGCAAGUCAGCCCUAAACAUAAUAGAAAAAAAGAACUGAGCUGUUUGUAUCACAAGGCAACCUCGCUAAAGAUGUAAAUAGUCAUAGCUCGCCAUCUUCAAAAUUUAGAUGAAGUUAUGGUGUUGAUCCUGUCAUUGAAUACAGUAUUCCCAGGAACAAAGUCUUUUGAGUUUUGUAUCAUUUAAUAUUGUUAUCGAGGGGUGACUAGCUGCAAAUCAAAUGAAAUAUGCAUGAUAAGAUGCCAGUCGUUCCCUACCAUCUGUUGCCAUGUUUUUUUGCUUUACCUCAGAUAGAAACAGGAUUAAAAGAGAACUGUUUCCAGGGGACACCCUACCAUUACUUGGCAAAUCGGUGCUGCGGCUACCCAUUCACAUUCAGCAUUUGGUUCUUUAAAGGAGCAAAAAAUAUAUGGUCGUGGGAAGUCGGUUGCCAAUGAUGAAAAUAUCAUUUGAGUCACAGGGUGGGGGGGAUUGACAGCUUUACACUUUCCUGUCCUCAGUCAUGAGGGACUUAAUUAACCAUACCUUUACCAUUACUACAGACAUCAUAGCAACUGAGAACAUUUAGAAUAGGAUAAAGGCAAUUAAGUGCCCAAAACACAAGUCUGUAUUGUUCAUCCACGCACGUGUCCUGGUCCAGGUUCCCCCACCGAAGUCAGUGGGAGUACAUGGGUGAGUGAGACACUCAGGUUUGGCACCAGUUUCUGUAGAGACUAAUGACAGACCUCCCCUUGAGCUUGGAGGGGAUGAGAUUGGGUUGCAUAACUGCUCCGGAGACAAAAUCCAGAAACUUAACAGAAAAAUCAAAUCCAUUUGUUUGACUUGCAUGUCUUCUCAGAGGUAAAGAAAAGCUAAACAUAAGAGUUUCACUUUUUUUUUUUUUUUGUUUAAGUAGACUUUACUUGCCAUUAACUCUUAAGAGCUAGAAAAACGUUGGAGCUGCCAUCACAUUUACCAAUGCCUCUUGUCUCAAUUUGCAAAAUUACUAUUGUUCACUGGCAUUUCUUGAGUAGGUUGGUAGAAAUGCCAGAAUGUGUGAUGGUUCCGCGAUUUAAAUUUUUAAAACAGAUGGCAUUAGUUCAUCAACCUAUACUGUACGGCCAAAUAACAUUAUUAAACAUAUUUAAACAAUAUGUUUAAAAUAACAUUUGAAGCUGUUUUGGUGUGCUUAUUCUUAGAGAAUAAUAACAAAACUUUUAAAAAUGCAUUUCACAAACACAAAUAAUUAGGACUCUAAGAGUCUUCACCCUGUCAUAGGUAAAUAGGCCUAUGGAACAUUAGUGCAGAGUUAAAAUAUCUAGGCUGAGCUCUUGGCAAUUAAUUACAUGCCAGAACUAGGAACGUAACCAGCUUUUCAUUCUCCUUCUUCAGCUUUAAUUAGAGUUGGACAAAAAACAGGAACAUUGCAACAAAAAGGGACACAUUUUUCAUCCAAAAUUUUCUAAUUUCAAAAACGUUUGAUCAUCUGUAGCAUUGGCUUCAACACAAGUGCUAUGCAUCCUUCUACCUUUGUGGCAGCAUCCAUUAUAAAAAGAAUUGGUAAUUAGGUUAGUCCUGUGAUCAACAGUGAGUUAUAUAUCUUUAAUAAGUUGAGCCAUAAACGAGAAGGUAUAAGGAGAAACCAAGGAUUACAAACCUAAUAUCAUUUCCAUUUUAUGCUGGGUAACAAAUGCUGAAGAACUGGCCAUUUUCUCAAUGUCUUUACACUGAAUUAAUGCUCGCUUAUUUUAUGUAUAUAUUUAUUUUUUAAUCGUACAACUAUAGUUUGAUUUUGCAGUCUUUGUCCAAGGGAAAAAAAAAAAUCACCCUGAAGCUGGGUGUUGGCUGAGCCCUGAAAGCAUCUUGGCCAUUGGGAGUUCUGCCCAAGUCAGGAACUAUUUGUUCCUGACUUUCAGCCUUUCAGGAUGCACCCCUUCGUAAUUUUGUACUUGGCAACACAUUACUUGUAAGAAUAUCAACAUGUUUUACUAUGAAUCAUUGUAACAAACUUGCUUAUGUUUUACACAAGGUGAUACAUACUGUAGUCCUAAUGCUAAAUAAAUCCAGCUAUACAUCUUAAGAGCACAUUAGUGUGAAACCCACAUGCUGUGUCCUCCCAGCUUCUACUGUGAAGGCUGAAGGUUUAAGAUGAUUAUAUCUCCUUACAGUACAUUAUCUCAAAUUUUAGUCAAAUUCAUGAAAAUUACGGAUUGACUCAAAAGCUGACUGUUUCCAGUGACACAGCUGACAGCUACCAAGUCACCAAGUCAGUUAUCGUUCCCCUUUUUUUUUUCAUUUUUUGCAUUUUAACAGGAUGUGCAGUCAACAAGAAAGUUCCAAUAAAAACACUUUGUACUUUUAUGAAGUCAAAGGAAUUGUUUGAAUUGCCACUGCUAAAAGUGGUGCACGUCUCCAACAGAGAUAGGCUUGCAUUGCUAUUUAUAUUAUCCUGCGCAUACUGCAGGAAUAUGUAUAGUAUGAAAUCAAACAGCAGUAUCUGUUUUAAUUUUGAUUAAUAAAGUUUUAGGCCUUUCAUUUUCAUGUGUUUCUUACAGCAUAGAAAGAUUGUCACCAUGUUAUAGGCAUGCUUGACAACCUAGGGCCAAUAUGAGAAGUGGCCAGCAGCUGAGAGAGAAUUUGGCCAUGAGCAUCACUAGCUGAAGCAGGCUGGCUGUGAAAGAAAGUAUUUAUUAGGAAAUAAAAUUAUCCAAGUAUCCCCAGUUCCUCAAAAAUGGUAACAAAAGCAACGAAGAUCACUUGAUGAGCGUACCUCUGGCAAAUUGCAAAGACAGACCCACAGCAUCACUUACAAGGUGAGCUGGAGUAGUCUAAGAUUUGUAUUACACUACCAUUCACUAUAGGUCAAUGUCUUAGAGAAAUUUCUCUUCAGGGAAUAUAGAGGAGUUGUCUCCAUCUGUCCCUUUAUAUUUUUCCCACUGUAACUCAGUACUCCAGAUCUUCACAGUCAGGAGCUUUAGUAGUGUCAGUGAAUAGUCAGAGGCUUUAGCAGUGACCAAUUAAACAGAAAAAGAAAUUAUGCAGAACUGAAUCAUGGAUUUACAAGUCAUCAGAUGCACAUGUCUGGGAAGGAAAACUGGCAUGUUCUAUACAUUCAUGACUUGUGUGGGUGGAGUUUAACUGAGGCGUCAGGCUGACGCAAACACAAAAACUGUUGCAAGAGAAGGCACUUGUUCCUACUGCUGUAGUUCUCUUCUGUAAUUAUAAACAAGGUUUCAUAGGAAUCUCCCUGUAAGCAGAACCUUCCCCCUCAAAUGAUCUUCACCCUUUAGGCUACAGACCAAGAUCCAGAGUCAUCGCAAUUAAUGUUAGGUACUUACCAAAGUGCCUGAAGUAGCAGCCUAGUUGCCAAAAGGUCUAAAUUACCACCGAGAGAUUUUAUUCUUCUCUUUCUCCUUCUCUUUUUUUGUUUCUUUUAAAUAGAGGGAAUCUAGAAUGAACUACGUCCUUAAUUCAGGUGUCUCAUUAAAAGCCCAGUGUUAGGUUAGAUGAAUCCCAGCUGUAUUCUUCAAUUGCACAGAAUCACCAACAUCUACCAUCACUAACUCUCCAUCAUUUGGCCUUUCCACAUUUCAUGCACUGCAUACUGGGACCAAGAAAUAUGAAGAGGUGCAAAGAAUCCUGAUGCAAGGUCCAGAGAGGCCAGCUUGGUCUUGAUCAGGAUCACCACUUCACAGCUUACCAUAAAAUAGUUGUGUUCCACACAACUACUGAAUAUUUUUUGCUCAGAUAAGAAAAAAAAAAGACUAGAAAGUUAAAACAAGAGGAAAGCAACAAGUAUUUCACAUAACAAAGCUAUGAAACUUCAUACCCCACUCUUAGCUUUGCAACAGGCUGAAAAUUAGACUAGAUACUCCUAAAUCUAUACAAAUUUAAUUGACUGUGUUUAAUCAGAAAUCAAAUUUAAAAGUGGUAAAUGAGACUUUGAAGACAGGGACAUCAGUCUCUGCUCACAUAUCAGUCUUUGGCAUCAGCCAGCUGACCUGAGCCACUGAUUCUGGCCCAGGCAUCAGAGUUCACUCAUUAUUUUCAUUUACAUCAUUUACAGAAGUUGCCACAAUAAUAUAUAGCCUGUCUCGUUCUUAUGUUAAUAGCUGCUGUUGGCUUCCUUACGAGAGAUUUUACAGCAACUUGAGUAUCUAUUUAUCCAAAAGAUGACAUAGGUACCAAAGGUACAGAAAAAAACCUUGCCAGAAGUACACUGCAGAUUGCCUCAUGAAACAGUGGAGCUGUGGUAUCCCACAGCCCAUUCUGAGAUCACAACAGUGCAGCCUAUAGAAACCAGAGGGAUUGAAGGCAUGGAGCUAAUGUUCAUCACAGGGGAUGAACUCCCAUGACCAAAAGUAGUCUUCAAAAGUUCUGCUGCUAAAAUGGAAAAUGCUUAACACUAGAUUUACCCACUUAUCCAUUUACUGCUUCAUCUACGGCAUUUUAACAAUACCUUUUCAGCACUGCUAAUGAUCUCAGUGUUACUACCUUAGUAAUGAUCAUAUAAAAACCUAGACAGAGAAGAGGAGAAGACUGGCUUCAAUCUAAAACUUCUAAUUCACUGAAGCACCUCAGCUUUGUGCAUGUUCUUCUGUCUUGUCUUCUUACAUUAGAGUGUAAGUCCUUGGGACAGUACUUCUCGUUUGGCAUCAGCCAGUCACUGUAUAGCACUAUGUAAAAUCAUAUACCACAAAUAAAGAUAAAUUUGUACACCACAAAAAGUCAAGGAGAACUCUGCCUGCACUGCCAAACUGAAAAUGCUCGGAAUUUGGCCUAUUGAUUAACAACAAUAAAAUCAGAACUUCCUCCCCUUGU